AGUCAAUUAAUAUAUUAAAUGAAUGUGAUCCCUCACCUCCCAAAUAGCAUGUAGUAGUAAUAGAAAAUCAUCUUGAUACUGUCGUGGAAAGUACGACAAGAAUAUUUUGUCCAAAAAAAUCGAGUGGCGUUAAAUAUGGAGAUUUCAUUGGGCGAAUUUGAUGUAGGGUAAGUAUUUUUGUCAUUUUUUCUACUGAUGUGCAUCAUUCCAUUGCUAUUGUCUGCCUCAAUUUUGUGUCUACUUUAAUCCGUGAUAGAAGUAUACAAUGGUACUAAGAAAAUCUACUUAUUCUGUUAGAUAUAUAAUGGAUUCCGUUGAACUGGGCAAUUUAUCAAAUGUUAUAUUGUUUAAUAUUUGAAUUUUAAUUUAACGAAGGUAAUAAAGCAAAGGAUUAGAUGUAAUUGAAAUUAGUUGGAGCCUAUCCUUGAAUUACCUAUUAAUCGACUCAAACAAAAAGUACUACAUAGAAAUUUGAGAUUGACUUAAACAUUCAUGGAUUUAAAAAGGAGAUGAAAGCAUAAUAUUUUUAAUCAAAGUUAAAAUAAUGUCUUCCUUUUGACACUUCCUGUUAUUUAUUCAAGCUAGAAUUAAGUAUAAUAGUGUUAGAACAAAUAGUAGUCCUAAAAUGUGCGUCUUCUGAAUAAAAUUAAUCUUUGCAGAUCAAUUAUUACUUUUAAUCUAAUAAUUCUUACAAACUAACUACUUAAACUCUGAGAUCCAUUCUCUGAUGUCUCCUAGUUGAUUAUAAUAGCUACGUAUUUCAUUGUGCUCUGCUAUGACACUGAGAGAGUAAGCCGAUGAUACAAGGUCUAAUAGCUUAGUUCCUUUCAAUCUUCGUACUGCUUGUUGAUGGUUUAGCAGCUACAAGGCUUCAGGAUUGUCAUGUAGAUGUAGUCUGGCUUUAUGCUUAUCAGCAAAUCUUUCUAUUCCAUCUUUAUCUGUAACGUGGGGUCUUUAUUAUAUUGCGUUAUAAUUUGUUGUGAAAAGGUUUGAUUGUUGAUGUGUACCCUGACAGAUCGAAUUAGAGGCACAUCGGUUUUAGUAUUUGUGUAUUGAAAUUUUGUUUUAAACCGAGGCACAUCGGUUUUAGUAUUUGUGUAUUGAAAUUUUGUUUUAAACCGAUAACUUAGAAUGUUGGCCUAAUAACCAGUAAUAAUGAUUAUAGUGUAUUGGUAGUUCUAGAUGUUUUCUUUUCACAUGCUCUUUCCAUCUAAGUCAUAACUUUUAAAGUUAUGCCCAAAUAUAUCUCACUCUUGUGAGUUAGUAAGUAUUACAUAGUUUAUUAAUGAAAUCUACAUGUAAAGAUUUCUGAAUGCUUGAUCUUUCAAUCAAGAAUGCAUGAAACAAUUAAAUUGUUCUGCCAUCGAUUCAUUUUGAUUUUAUGUUACAUUUAGUAAUGCAGUGUCAUCUGCGACAUUAACUAUUACUAUUCCUUCUACAUCUGGAAUAUCAUGGGCGAGAAAUGUUGAAUAUGUGUCCUAAAAUAUUUUCACGCCAAAGCUAAUUUCCAUUUGUUUUAAUUCUGAGUAUCAGUCAUCCUGUUUUGAUUAGAUUAGAUGAGCUAGGGCGUAAGGUCAUGAAUCUACCUCGAUAACACUUUGACUAUUGGGUACUCCGGACUAUUCACCAGUCAGAAAGCAACUACUUUGCAAAGUGAGUUAACUGUCUGGAGCUAUGCGGCUUACCUCUUCUGGCUUUAAAAAACCGAAUGUAAGUACCAUAGUUUUUGUCCUUCAGAUAAUAGUUCACCAGGUAGGGUCCAGUAAGUAUACCAGUAUCUCCUUAGCUCGUCUUUGUUAAAUGAAAGGGCCUUUUCAGACCAAUUUGUGGAAUAGGAAAGAAAUCUUCUUGAUCGUUUCAGACCUUCUCGUUUUCCUAGUUCUUUAAGACCAUGACUUGAUGUCUUUUUUCUCCAGAUGAUCGGCUUGUUUAUUGCUGUAUGCUCCGGGGAGGCAAUGUACCCACAUAAAACUAAUUUUACUAUUUACUCCCAAUUAUUUCAAAGAUUAGAUGCAGUUCCACACUAGCUUUGACUCAAUUUUAUAAGAGUCAAGUGCUUGUAGGGAUACUCUGUUAUAUGAUAGGAUGAAUAUCUUUGUAUUGUUAUAGUAACGUUGUGCGCAACAAGCUGCGCUUGUAAGGAUAUUGCGGAAGAAUCCUCUUUAAUACUGAGCAAUCUAUUUGAAAUAUAUGUUGAAAAUAUUACUGGAUAUUGUGCUAACUACAUUUUAUUUCGUAGCAGUCUAUUGGCAUGGACCACAUCUGAAAAUACUGUCGAGCAAUUUUGUUUCUCAUCUAUUAUAUCGGUAUUACGAUGUUCCUGAUCUAUUGUAGAGUUUUUUGACUGAUGGGUAUUGCCAUAUCUUUUCUGGCUAGUUUGUUGAUAAUUAUGUACCCUAUAAACGCGUAGUAUAUUAUUCCUGGCUAGUUUUACAAAACUACUUUUAAUCAUAUGGGACAAAGUGGAAGGUGACAUGAAAUUAACUAUCCCAAUGUCUUAUAAUCAUCUCCAAAAUAAGAACUCAUUCAUAGAAACGAUUCAAUAGUUAUUUUAUAACAUAUAUCUCCAUAUUCAGUUUUAAAAAAGUGUACAUAUAAAUCAGGUCUAUAAAUUAAUGUUCAUAGUUCUGAACCAACUUGUAUAAAAAUAUGAGGCUAAAUUUGUUGCUAUACUGCUUAUAUGAGUUACUUCUAAACUUAAUAUUCUAAUAUUUUAAUCUCAAGAAGGAUUUUUGUAACUUUUCUUAUCACUUUCAGUUAACAGAAUGAAAACGUGUUUCAAUUUUGACAAAUUAGGACACAUAUCAGUACCAAUACUUUCAACGUGUUUAUUCUCAUAGUUAAAUUAGCAGUAAAUACAUAAUAUCUAAUUGAAAGUUUAUUGAAGGAGAAAAAUUAAUGACAUCGGUUUAUUUGAAGGAAUCAAAAAUUUUUCCAUAUUUUAGAGAGUUAGAGAUCUAACUGACUAGAAGCAAUGUCAAAUGAAACACGAAUACAAGUAAUAGUGAAACAGAAAUUGCAUUAUUAAGAAGUUGGUUAAAGUGACAAUAAAAAUUUUGACAAAACAUUCUUAUCAACUUUUUUGAUAAUUAUUGAAUGUAUUAGUCAAUGUCGUAACGAUAUUUAUCCCAAAGCCAUUAUGGAGCAGACUUGGUAAGUCUUUAACAAUUCAAACUCACAUUUUCCACAAUAGCUCUGCUUAGAAUUUUCCAAAAUUAUUACACAGACAGAGGAAAAAUAUGUCAAUAACAUGAAUUCGUCUCCUGCUUUUAUUGCAAAGUUAAAAGAGCUUCAACUAAACAUUCCCGUUAACAAAAAGUUAUCAUUCAGAUAUUGAAUAUUCGGAAUAUAAAUAGAGAUUUUCUACUGUUGCUAAUUACGACUCUGGGUUAUUCUAAUUGCUUGGUUUCGAUUCAUAUCCUUGCUGUGUGUGAUAUUCUCAUCUCUAUGAUCUGUAGGGAAGAAUGAAUCCGCGUCGUUCAGUUAUCACUUGGAUAAGUUCCCACGAUCGAACAAUUGGAUUAACUUUUGGCACACUAAAAGACCUGACUGGCAUGGCGUAACAAAAAGGUAGAGUAGUGCAGCGAGCUAACUCAGAUACAUACAUGUUUACCUACUCAUUGCACAUCUCGUUGUGUUAAUUUAUCUUUAAAUUUUCAAGAAGAAAAUUUAAAUAUGUCAUUCUAAAUAAUACGUGUUUAUAUUCUGUGUUCUCAUUUGUAAGUAUAUCUUUUGUGACACAAAAUAUAUGAAAAGUUAGUUAGAAUAUUCAUCCAACAGAAUAUGUAGUUUUUCUUUAUUAAAUGACUAGUCAUAACCUUUCAUGUUUCUGCUUCUUUCUUGAAUAAAUCAGAUGCAUUUUACCCUAUUUUUUUUCAUUUACGUUUUUAGCUAAACAUUAUUCAUUAAGAACUCAUUAAUGUCAUGGGGACUGUUUAGAUAAUGUAUUUUGAUGAAGAACAUUAACGUUUUAGUAGAGAUAUCAAUGAUUCGGCAAUUCCAAUAAUUGUUCGUAAUUUAUUUCAAAUUCCACUGCGUCACUUUACGUGAUUUAUUGUGUAUAAUCUUUCGGCCAUUUGUUGAUAUAAUGGUAGAUGGACUGCGCUUGGAAUACUACAUAUUUUUCUUGGAAGAUGGUUCCCAUAUUCAGUAAUAGAGAGAUUUCAAGCCACAUGCAUUUUGAAAUAUGUUACACGCUAAACUAUUAUGAUAUUUUUACAUCUAAGAAUUCAAUUAACGGAAGUUAGACGUUGGGCGGUUUUGCCUAACUAACCUCAAAUUAUCUGUUGUCUGUGUUAUUUGAUUUGUAUACUAUGCACCUAAAUGAAAUAUUGUCGGGACAAAUCGGCGUUACCAAGUUAAAACAUUCAGAGAUGUUUAUAUUCUUCUUCUUCUUCUUCUUCUUCUUCUUCUUCUUCUUUUUCUUCUUCUUCUUCUUCUUCUUCUUCUUGUAGUAGGACGAGGUCCUGUCAGGUCUGUCAUCUGCCCUCUUGUGACGCCGAUGUCCAGGUAUCGUACCAGCGUUUUGGGGGCCUACCGAUUGGGCGUCUUGUGUCUGGUUUCUGUGUUUUGGCCCAUUUGGCAAUCCGUUCUGGAGCCAUUCGUUCUACAUGGUCUCUCCAUUGUCGGCGUCUUGCUCUUACCCAUCUAACGACAUCUUGUACUCCCAGUUCUCUUAAGGUAUCUGUGUUGGGUAUUCUAUCGUGGAGUGUGGUACCCUUUAUUGUUCGUAAUAUCUUCAUCUCUGCUGUUCUCAUUUUUCUCUUUGUUUGUGUUGUGUCUGCCCUUGUUUCUGCGGCAUAGGUUAGUAUGGGUCUGAUACAGGUCUUGUAGAUUCGCGUCUUACUUUCUAUGCUCAUAUAUUUAUUUCUCCAUAUAAUGUCCCGUAAAUAUCCCGAUAUUCUAGUUGCUUUCUUGAUCUGCUUAUCUACCUCGUCCUUUAUGUUUCUGCUGCUCGUUGUUUCUACCCCCAAGUAGUUGAAAUUCAUUACUUGCUCUAUAAUGCGCUCAUUUACUACCAACUUGCAUCUUAUUGGGUCUUUGGAUAUUACCAUGCUUUGUGUUUUCUCGCAUGAGAUUUGCAUGUUAAGUCUCUGUGCCGUCAGGUUAAAUUUAUGAAGGAGGCGUUGUAGAUCGUCUUCAUUUUCAGCUAUAAGUAUAGCGUCAUCUGCGUAGCAAAGGAUUCUCAGGCGACGGUUAUUCAUUUCGAUGUUUAUAUUAUAUCUUAAAAACAAAAAUUUUAUUUUUCAUUGAUAAUAUUUUGUGUGACUAGGGAUUGAACAAAACUUGUGCCGUCUGGUUUCAUCCCGUGUUACAUGCUAUAUUUUCCAUAAAAUCGGCAUUAAAAAUUAAAGUUUUAAUGCUUCUUAUUUUAUUAAGACUAUUAUCACAAUUGGUGCUUUAUUCAUAUACAAACAUAACAAAUAAUAUUAAUAAGUUGUUUUAAGGCUAUCACUUUUUACUAUUACGUUUUGGUGGAAAUUUCAAAUUUGAAAAUCAACUUACAAAAUAUUUUUGUUAUUUUAUUACUUUGUUCAUAGAUUCUAGUUGUUUUACCAAUUAUUAUCGAGCAGUUAUCAACGAUUUACUAACACACAAUGUUUUGAAACAUUGAAAAUAAAAAAUAACAAUUAUUAACUUUUAAGUUCAAAAAGGAACAAAAACAAACGAAACAAACUAUCAGCUGAUCCCCUCGAUAUAUUAAAGUAGAAAGGACGCUUUCAUAUAGCUAUGACCUAAUUAUUUCAUUCAGGAAAUCCCUAAUGUUUGCAACUAAUGGUUGACCUAAGCAUCGAAUAAUUCACCCACAGAGUUGACGGUGCAUAUUUUACACUUUGACCUCUGUACUAACUCACUAAUACUUCAGACUAUGAUGCAACUCAUUCAGAUUCUCAAAAAUUUAUGAAUAUCUCGUGAACACUCAGAUAUUUCAAUUUAGUUUCAGUUUUAAUGUGUUGCUUUUGUUUUGUACAUCUAUAUUUAUUGAAUCCUUGUUUAUAUUUUUGAUUCAGUCACAGAAAUAUAUCAGUUUAUUUACUAGUUAGAAAGACGAUAUAAGGGCUUGAUAUAAAUAAAAUAUAUAUGAGGGAAAUAACUGGUAACGUAUUUCGUUGAUCAAAAUGAGAGGCUUGAACUCUCUCUUUGUUCUGGGCAGAGAUAAGACAAUAAAUAUUGCUCUAAAUAAUUGAAGUAAAUCGUUCGAAACCAUUGAAAAUACUUGAAUCGAAUUUUCAUUGUCAAUCUGUGAUAUGUGCAGUUGAAAUUUUAUUUCAUACAUUACCUAAGAUGGAACUACAAAUUUCAAAUUUUUCAUAGGUUAUAUUCUUUUCAAAACAAAAACUGUAUAACCUCGAAAAGUAUAACGUCAUACAAAAUGUUGGUUACACUGCUUAAUUCUGCAAUAAUUUUUUUCCCACAAAAAUUUUUUUAUUGGUUUUGGUUAUUUGUCAACCUACAUAACGAGGAUUUUUAAGAAAGUGAGAAAGUUUCUGAAAUAAAUAAAAAAUAAUUGGCGGUAUAUAAUCGCAACAACAUGUUCCUUUGCGGCAGCUUAACGCCGCGCCGACAGACACUAAAAUAUACAUCAUCAACGCUUUGCCUAGAUCAUCCAGGCAUAAAAGUUUCUUACUUUAUGAAUAGCCCUCGUAAUACUGAGUAUAUCUUUGUGGUAACGUGAGAUUAGAGAAUGAAGAAUUGUAUGCAACAACUAAUGAAUAAUAAGUAAUAACACAUAAAGAAAGAUGUAAAUGAAAGUUGUAUAUAGUAAUCAACAAGGUGAACUUCAGUACUUUUCCAGUCUAGUAUUUUUGUCCAGAUUCUGGGCCAGUGGCAGUAGAUACAAAGUAAUUAAUUCUAGUGUAUACACAAAAUGUACUAAUAAAAACUGAGUUGUUAUUGUUUUCAUUAAAUAAAUGUGUUAUCUAAACAGUCUUAAUAUUUCUCAAAUGCACUCUAAGAAAUUGCAAAGUGCACUUUCUAAAAAAGGACCAGAUUGGCAGAGGGUAUGCGCAUUUAUGGAUAAAUUUGAAUUUUAGAUGUUUUUAAUAUGGAUGUAAUCUGUACUUUACAUUAUAAGCAUAUCAUAUGUGUACAAGGUAAGCAUUUAUUGACUUUAGAUUGAUUCACCGUAUAUAUUUUGAUAUUGAUUAUUGUCUUGGAAUUUCUAACACAACGCAUAUUGGUCGUGCUAUAAUAGAAAUUCUAUUCAACACGAGAAUAUAUGCGAUUGUGGUAGUAAAGUCCCCGUUUCCAGGAUAAUUUUAAUGUAUUAGUCUGAUUAACACGAUUAGUUUUAUUUUCAAAAUCACAAAUGGUGGUGUCAGACACAAUCUUAUGUAGACAAUAUUUGUAGUGAAAUUUAUCUUCCUCUAAUUUUUGAUUGUGGCAUAUGAUCUGUGUUUUUUAAGACCUUUAAAACUUAUAUAGAAACUUAUUCAAGAGAUCAACACAUGGCUUUAACAUUUGAAACUGAUUUUGGGCUCACGGUUAUCGCGAUUGUUCUUGAAUAAGCGCAUUCUGAACAUCCAAUUUUGGGCCACUUAAGGUUAGCUUGUUGUCUGUCACGAAUAUUACGAACAAUAUUGUCUUUCGAGAUAUCAACUAUUGAUGGUUUAUCAUUAUCGUGAUGAAAAACUCUAUUUUUUUCUGUCUGAUGGCAACCAUAGGUUCUGGCUAGCUUACAAAAAAGAUAGGCGUGGUUCACUAUAAAUUUGUUACUCUUUAAGAUAAAGGUGUCAUAUGGUUUUGUCCAAGACUAAACUUUGUAUAUAUUUUUCACCUGAAAAUUAGAAAAAUAGGAAAAAGAUAGACACCUAUCUUCACAAAAUAUGGAAUUUAAAUGAAAAUAAAAAGAAGCUUUUCAAAAAAAUAAAAUUUCAAGAAUACUAAGAGUAAAAAAAAUAAAAUAAAGAAUUUAUCUUUUAAAAAGUCAUAUGAAUAAAAUCUGCUCCUAGCCUUCUAAUCGUCUAUUUGACCAAAAGCACGUCAUUUGGCCACAAGCACGUCAUUUGGCCAAAGAUGUAGUCCAGUCAGAAAAAAUCUUCUCCCGAUAAGAAAGACGACGUCUCGUAAUGAGACGGCUACCAGUAAAAACAGUCAGCAGGUACACCAAAAAGGUGGAUUCUCAAUCAAAUAAAUAAGCCAAUACUAAAACCGGCGUGAUUUUGUGAGGGCCGCUUCUUCUAUAUAGCGUAAUUAAAGCCUUUUUUAAUCUAUAACAAAGGUUCUCGAGUCAAAAUUUCUACAAAAUCUUUACCCAAAUGACGAGGUAGAAUAUUGAAAAUUACCAAUAGUUGUCCAGCAGCACUACAAUGCACAGAAACUAUUGACGUUACCAGUAUGUAAACCAUACUAAAAAGUGCAUUUUUCUAGAUGUUUUGUUUGACUUUAUUCCUUAUACUGAAAUUUAGUUCACGUACAAAAAUUCAAUAACCCUUAUAAAUUUCGAGGUAAACAUUUGAUCGGUUUCCAGAUGGUUUAAAGCUCAAAUAGAAAAAUACCGAUGAGCUGAAUAUUUUAAGGCUAAGCUGCUAACACUGUUGUCAAAAGUAUCCCAAUAAAUACACGGCAACAAUGGGUGGCUUGGCAUGAAAGAGUUUUGUUGUUUGUAUCCGUGUAUCCCAUUUUUACAAUUUCAUUCUCAUUUACUUACUUAGAUCAGAUAAGUUUAUUAUAAUUAUUUAUGCAUAUUGUUCAUUAUUUUAAUCAUAUAUUGUAUCAAUCUGACCAAGAGUAUCUGAGAUAUCAAGUUUCGUGCUACAAAAAUUCUCUUUGCCACCACCUCCCUUUUCUAUUCUCAAAACAUACAGCAAUAAUCGCACAUGUAACAGCAGCAACAGUCUUUUCCAUUUUUCGAAUAGUACUGAUAUCGGUGUUCACACGCAAAUUAUUGACAACAUGUAUCCAUAAUCAAUACGAUACGAUAAGAUUUAUUGACUAUUAUAAAUACAAUACCAUUUGCGUAGUUCUAUAAGUAAAUCUCACUAAGCGGUUAUCAAUAACAUGACCAAAGCAAAGUAAAUCGUGCACACAACGCACUUUCUGUCAAUAGAGGAGCGCAAUUUUCUCAUUGCAAAAAUUUCACAGAUUCCCCUCUGGUACCUCUUUUUGUAGAGCUAAAUGUUAUUUUCAUAGUUUAAUUUCAAGUUGUUUGAAUCCAACCAAGAUUCAGCUACCUUCUCGAUGUUGUUACCCUCUUUUGUUAGGAAUGUAGCAUCGUCGGCGAUGCAUCUAAAAUAAAUGUUGCAAACAUUUCGAACUUGUGUAUCUCUGUCUAUAUUAGCUUUCAUGCAUUUAGGUUAAAAUCUUUACUUUACUUUAUUUAUGGCCCAGUCAUUAUAGGGGAUUCACCGCGGAAAAUCGACAUAUUCAGUAUAUUGCCAGGUAAAAACUUGUUUUUUGGCAUCCUAACCUAACCUAAUCUAAAACUAUUCUCAAAAUUCACAUAUAAAGUCGGUUGUCAAAGGUCACAAAUAUUGAUUUUUUGCAAAUAUCUCGUUAUGGAUUUACGCUAUUAUUGUAGAGAAUUUAAUUCUUUACAACUUUUGUAUUCAACAUUUUUUAUACCUCGAACUUUUUUAGUGAUAGAGAGCGUGGAGCGCGCGGUUAGAAUAUUAUCUGAGGUCAACUAGUUAGGGCAGACUUUACAAGCCCAGUAAUGGGGUUGUAAAUGCGUAACGAAGUCCUGGAACCUAUUAUCACUAUUUUACCAUCUAUACCAGAUGAAUUACUCAAUGCAAUAUUCUGUAACUUCAAAAGUGGCUCAAGAUGUGAAUGCAGGAAAGCGGGGUUACAGUGCUCUUUAGCUAGCGGCCAGUGUAAUGAAUAAGCUUGUCUUAACGCUGUACCAUAUCAGACCGAUAUUAAUGAUGAUAGAACCUCUGACCCAGAAAUCAUGAAUGAAUUGAGACAAAUGUCGUUGAAGACGGUAAUGAAGAGGAACUAGAAAUUCUGUAGCAGACAGACAAUGACGACGAUGAUGAAGUAAAAGAAGAAGAAGAGAAUUGUAAUUAGAACUUGUUCUCGAAAUUCUUAUUAAUUUUGACAAUAAUAAAUCCAUAAAAUGACACGAUUAUUAAAAACAUUAGUUAAAAAUUUAUAUAGAAAGUCAUUAGUAUAAAUUAGAUUAGAUUUAAAAUACAAUUUAAGUAUUUUCCUCAAUAAUUUCUUAAUUAUAAGGCCAGGUAAGUGUUAUUGAAUAAAUUGACACUUAAUUAAUAAGAGAUAAGUAACCAAAAAAAAGAAUUUAAUUUAAAAAUUAAUAAAAAAUGCUAAACAUUAAAAAAUACAUUAAAACCCAUAGAAAACGAGAUAUUUGCCAAAAAAAUCGAUUUUUGAGACCUUUGACCUCUGAUUUUAAAACUUGCGAUCAUCCAAUUGUAUGUGAAUUUUGAGGAUAGUUUUAGGAUUCCAAAAUACAAUAUACGUGGUAAUAUACGAUUUUCCGAGAAAUCUACCUAAUUAGGAAUAAGAUGACUGGACCAUUAGCACUUUCUCGAAUAAAUCAUUCUCCAAAGUUAUGCAUGAGAUUUUUAAUAUGUUAACCCUAUUAUUUUUCUCUAUCUUUUUCCAAUAUUAAUUUUUAUUGUUGAUAUUCUGCGCAAAACUUUAGUGAUCCUAUUCAAAUAUGAAAUUUACAUUUUGAAAGCUACUAGUUUUAUGGGCAGUUUCAGAGCAGUCGCGUUCUGUAUAUAUAUUAGAUAUUUAUCAUUCUAUCAUUUUAAAGCCGUAAAUAGCUGACUCUCUCAUCUUUAUUAUUUUAGUCAUCCAAAUUUAUAUUAUUAUGUAUUUAUACUUUCUUCUUGCAUUUAUCUUUCAAAAACAAAUUUUAGUGCUGUUAAUUAACACUAACAAUUAACAGGAUCAUUAUUUCCGUGAUAAAAUUACGUCAACAAUUUUUAAGUUCGAUUUUAUUAGAUAUAAUAAAAGUAGAGGUGGCUGCGUUAAAAAUAAGGCUGGUUAUAUAGCUCAUUUGGUAGGUACCUCUUUAUAGGUUUAUUUUUAGGGUGUCAUUCAAUGCGACAGUUGUAUAUUUACUUUUCAUUUUUGUCUACCAUAAAUCAAAUUUACAUCCUACCAACUGAUUCUUAUACUUUUUAUUAGAAUACAUUUUUUUCCACCGGUGCCACUGUUCAAUGUUGUGGAAUCAGUGUCCUAUCAUGCCAUUGGACAAUGGCAUCAUUUUCAGAUAAAAACUUUUGAGCGUAGAUGGCUGUGUAUGCAGCUGCAUUGUCAUGGAAGAAAUAGCUCCUGUCUGCCACAAAUUGAGUAUUUUUAGACGAACACUGACAAAAAUUAGAUAUAGAAUUUCGCUGAUUUGGAUAUUUGAUACGCGUCCACACAGAGAUUUGUCAUCAAUGUGUCGCUAUUUCUGAAUUUCCCCCACAGCGUCAUUUUCAUUAGAUGCCUUCAGUAGAAAACAAAACUUAACAGCUGCACGUUGUUCACUUAAACAUGGUAUCAUAAAAAACGAAACAAGAACAAAGUAGUACUGGCAAAAAAAUCAAUGCGGACAAACAGAACAAGACAUAUCGAUAUCACUUAGAGUACUCAACUGGUAAUUAACGCUAUCUAAUCUCUCACGGAAACUACAAAAACUUCAAAAGCUCCACUCAUGGUAAUGCUAUUUCGAUUAUUAUAGGAUUCUCGUAGUAACAAUGCCUCCACUUAUAACUGUUGGAUUACUUUGAAAAAGACAUUCUGUCACUGGUUAUCUCAUUUGCUCUUCAACUAAGACACAAAAUUGAGGAAAGUGAAGAUUAAAAUGAUGAAAUGGAUGAAAAUAUUAGAACAAAGUUUAACUUCAAUCAAUUCACUGUAUUCGAAAAUUAAGGAAUCACAAAAACGUUAUCGUUGUUAGAUAUUAGCUCAGAAUCUUACGCAGACUGUGUUGCCGAAGAAAACGUUUUAUACAUAUUGUUUUAUAAAUUUGAUAAUAUUGUAUAUUGUUUGCCUCAUACAGCUCUCAAUGUUUCCUGACAAGUUCUAUUUGUUUUUUCCCGACAUAUUAUAUUAGAGAGAAUAAAAAAUAGCAUUCGACUAAACAUUUUUAGGACCUGUUUUUAAACUCCGAUUCCUGAGUUGCUGAGGUCCUCCUUUUUUAAAAUUCUUUCUGUUGUCUAAUCGAAAGUCUUUUUUUGUUUGGUAAACAUUAUUUGAUAGCUUCUUACUCUCCGUACAUGAACCACGCUAUCCAUAUCUCUGUCUUCUACAUCUAACCCAAUCUGACAUCUUCUACUUUUAUUUGUACCAUGUUGUUCCACUGGUAGUCCUAUUGUCGGAGUAGGAGUUUUGUCAUUUCGGCAUAUGCCAUGGAAGGUUUUUUAGAUUUUUACUUUUCUUAUUGACAUAUAUUUACAUUAUAUCUCCAUGAUGUCCUUCAAAAAGCCUGGUAUCACAGUUACCUUAUUCUUCAAAUCUUUUGUUGAGUUUUUCCUACUGGUAAUGCUAAUCCCAUUGUUGUUCGUGGCAUAAGUUUCAGUUUGAUCGUGUACAACGAUUUGGUUUUUUUAUUAUGAGGGAUUGAGUCUUUUGUCAAUAUAUUUUCAGAUUCUUUUUGCUUCUCGCUCGAUGUUAUAUAGCAUUCUCUGUAGGUCUUGAUUCUCAGCUAUGAGAACAGCGGCGUCGACGUAGUAAAAUAUUUGUGGUUUUGUAUUUAAUUAUGAUUUUGUCAUUAUCAAGUUAGAGUAUGUAGAUAAUUUCCUUGCAUUAUAAAAUCCGUUACUGAUGGUUGAUGAUGAUGCAUGGUUCAGGUUAUCUGCCGUUAUUAGAGAGGAACAACAUUCUAAACCAGUUUUGAUACAUCAUUAUAUAUUGGUCGAAAUUUGGAAGGUUAAGCACUAAAGAGGAUAUCAAUGUAUUGAACAAGAAACUAAAUAAAUUCCAAAUGUUAUAAAAUCAGUAAAAGGAAUCCGGAUAUGUGCACUUACAACCCUUGGUGGUCUUUUAUAGGCUUUUAUCCUCACUCAACUAUAACUUAUAAAAUAAACAAAAGUGCAGCUAUACUCAUAAAUCAUCAUAGAAUUCUAUAUCAUCUCUAUAGUUGAAAAAGUUGUAGGACAAAAUCAUCGAAAACAUGAUAAAUCAUCAACGCUGUUGAGAUAAUUUUCCUUGGAAAAACUUUGUUGGUGAUUGUGUUGAAAAUUUCCAGGUUAUCCUUUUCAAUUUUUUACUGAUACCAAAAGACAUUAAUAAAGUUAAAUGUCCGCAGUUCUUAUUCAUAUAAACGUUCGGUUUGAACUAAGUUGUGCAAGUUUCUAGCGACGUUGUGCCAACAGGGCAUUCCAAACAUAAUCUUGGAGAGAUCAAUUCACUAAACGGGAUAACAGCCGACGGUGCAUUAAUCUAUACAGUGGUAAUGUAACGCGCGUAGCUGUGGCCUGGCUAUUGUGCCGCAUUGUCAAUAUGCGUCACCAAUUAGUUUAUGAUUUUACUCGCCUCUGGUAACAAAGUGGAAGUUAAAAUUUAUUAUGUAGCUAGGUGUUAGCUAGAUUAAUUGCUAAUUAAUCAAUAUAUCUCCAACUUUGUGGUGGUUCAAUUCAUAAUUUUAAAUAUGCUACUUUUUACUACCAUUGAAAUUGGAUUCCAAAUUAGCCAGUCAUUCAACAAUUCAGCAUUUGUGCGUGGGACCUAUGGAAAACAAUUCUUGGGUUGGAGUGCAGAUUAUCAACUCCUUGAUUUCGGUAUGUUCCUCUGCUUUCGUGGAGUGUGGUUUCUUCCUCUCGCAUCGUGAAUCUUUACUUUGUAUAAAUUAAAUCUGCUUUUUAAUCUACAUAUACAUCUUUUGGAACCAAUUGAAGAUCUAAUAUGGUUUUUUAUAGGUCAAAUGUGUUUUCACUUUACAUACAUACCUUUAAAAUAUUUUUCCAAUAUAAUUAAUAAUCGUGCGCAUCUUCCCAUACCCUUGAGGUACAUUGCCGUAUACUAAUGGCCAGUAUUAAAUCCGGUGAUCAGCCUUAGCUCGGGUAUGUCUUCCAGUACAUUAAAUGACGGAUUUUGGUGUGUCGCGUACAGUACAGUACGUUGUCUGUACAGCUAUACAUGUAAACAUAGGAUCGGAAAUUGAGAAACCCAAUCGCGUACUCGCAACAGUACUUUUCGCUAAUUUUAUUACCAUUUCUGAUAUUAAGUGCAACUAGCAAUUGAAUUAAAACAAUUGUCGACUAGAACUUUACAAUGAAAAUUAGUAUAACAAAGAUGUCGGGAACAAAGCACGAAAUAUCUAGCAAACGGAUGAGACAUAAAACUAAGCGGCGUUUAGAUCAAAAAAAUUGCAAUCUCCGACAGUUCCAAAUGUAAUGGGAGACCAAAAAAUAUCUUGCUGUAGUAUGAAGUUGGAUAGUAGAAUGAAGCUUAAUAAGGAUAUCUCUAAAAAAGCUUCAAGUUAUUGCAUGGUAAAACUUUCUAUAAAAUUAAUAUCGCUAAGCAUAUCUCUAAUUUGUUUCCGAAUAAAAAUAUUUUCGCCUCACUAAAUUGUGGAACAACUUGUCUUGGUGUUUUUAGAGUUGAAAAUUCCUUCCCUAGUAAAUCUAGCCUUGCCAGUAUACAACACAUAUUUUGGAAAAUUUCGAUUUUCACGAGACUUUUGUUUAUAACAGUUUGAAAAUUGGAUGCGCACCUGAAAAUCUCUAGGUUCUAAUGCUUGAACACUGGCCAAUUUGUAUGGAUGUAACACUUGUUCUUUUUGAGUACUUAAAGAUGGCCUUUCAGAAAUUUUAUUUAAUAAUUCCCCUUCAACACGAUGGGACAUCUGUUCAUUUUGCUGCAGCGGUAAAAAAUUACUGAAACAGACCUUUUAGAGAAAAAUGGAUUGGUCGGGGUGGACCCAAUUGUUGGCCUCUAAGAUCACUUGACUUGAAUCUUAUCAAUUUUUAUAGGAGGCUAUAUGAAGUCCUUAGUGUACGAAACAAUCAUCGAAUAUGAAUAAGAUCUGAUAGCUAGAAUUCAAUCUGCGGCAGAAAUCAUUCAAUCCCAUCCAGAUUUAUUGUCAGGCACGUUUUUCAAUGACAAAACGGUGUAAUAAGUGUAUUGAAGUAAGCGGCUAACGGUUUGAAUAAUUGGGAUUAUGAAUAAUUUGUAUUUGUUUUGAACUACUUACGCUUAAUCAUCAUUCGAAAUUAAAUGAAUAAUUAAUUAAUUUGUAAAUUACUUACAUGCUUGUUUUAGACUUUUGUUUAGAGGCAAAUUUCUACAACACCGUUCAUUUUAGCUCUAUAAAAGGUUAUUAGUUUUUAAACUAGAAAUAAUCAGGAAAUUUAAAACAAUAUUAAAAAAAAUAAUUUGCUUCAGUGGCGUAAAAAAUGGGGGGAUAAAAGUGACAACUAACCCUGACAGUGCGCCAAUGGCUAAAUUUUUCCAAAGUUUGUUUAUGUCAAAAUAUUACUUUAUUAAGGAGCAUACUGGUCUUUAAAUUUGAAAAAAACAAUUUAAAGGCGUUCUUGAUUUAUGCAAAUUUUUGAUUUUGAUUUAAAAUUUUGAACACCCUAUAUCUCAGCAACUAUACCCGUAAAGGUUCGUAUUCCUAUAUCAAAAUGAAUCAUAUAUUGAGAUCGCCCUGUCGGUCGAAUAUAAAAACACCCUGUAUAACUAGCUGUUUGUCUUUCAUCAACUACACAUAAAAUCAUUCACUUUAAAACUCAAACGAAAUAAAGAAUAAGAAAAGUUACGUAAUAUGAAUAUUUUAUCAAGGUGUUAGCUUUAUAAAAAUAAUUGUUUGAACUAGUUUACAAAAAUCGUGUUGUUUUUGAUUGUUUGCGGUUUUCUUCCUAUCAUUGGUAUAUCCUGGAAACUAAAUAAAAAAAAUUAUUGCAGCUUUAUACGGUGAAUACAAUAGGAGUUUACCUUGUAUAAAUCUAAUAGUGGAAUACUGUAGUUUUCCAAGUAUCCGAAUUUUUGAGAAUCUAGUACUUUUUCUGUGCCCUCUGUAUCAGAUUUUGGGAACAGUCAAAUCAACAAUUUGUUGUACGUACUUACAUAUCUUGUAAAGGAAAUUAGAUAAGGUAAAUAUUGUCGUAUAUUAUAAAUUUGUUCCAGUGAUUAGGAUAAGCUUACGAUUGAGUGUUUUUGUUUUCGUAUUUUUUCAUAUUUCAUUUACAACGGAUGUGAUUAAAUAAUUGGUGACACAUUCAUAUGCAUUGUGUAUAUGAGUUUUUUGCAUAAAUUAGAAUCGUAAAGUGUGGGAGAAGAUAGAAAAUUGAAUUGGGGGUUUAGGGCAGGUUGAAAGAAGUGAAGUUAUGGGGAAACAGAAUAGUAAAUUGAAGCCGGAAGUUCUGGAAGAUCUCAAACAAAACACAGAAUUUUCAGAUGCUGAAAUCCAAGAAUGGUAUAAAGGAUUUUUAAAAGACUGCCCGAGCGGUCAUCUCUCUGUAGAUGAAUUUAAAAAGAUAUACGGUAACUUCUUUCCAUAUGGCGACGCCUCCAAAUUCGCCGAGCACGUUUUCCGCACAUUCGAUGCUAACGGCGACGGCACCAUCGAUUUCCGGGAGUUUUUGUGCGCCCUUUCUGUCACCUCCAGGGGUAAACUUGAGCAGAAAUUGAAGUGGGCUUUCUCCAUGUACGACCUCGACGGCAACGGCUACAUCUCCAGGCAAGAGAUGCUGGAAAUUGUUACGGCAAUCUAUAAAAUGGUGGGAUCAGUAAUGAAAAUGCCUGAAGAUGAAAGUACCCCCGAGAAACGCACUGACAAAAUCUUCCGACAGAUGGAUCGCAAUAAAGACGGAAAAUUGAGCCUGGAAGAGUUCAUAGAAGGUGCUAAGAGCGACCCAUCCAUAGUCCGACUGUUACAGUGUGAUCCCCAGGCACAAUAGUCGCCAUAAAUCAUACUCACCAAAAAAGUACAGACAUUUUUUUUUAAUUUAACGUUCUGUAAUUUAAACCGUAAAAGGUGUAGACUAGUGUUUGGCUUAUGACUUUCAACAACAAUAUGUGGCGAAACGAUUCGAUCAGGAACUACAGAUCUGUGAUUGCUGGUUUUUGUCUCUGUUGAUUUGAAUGUCAAGCAAAAUGUAUGCUUCCUACCUCUUUAGUAUGAUUACAGUAUGAAUUUUAGAGCUAACAACAAUUUUCACAUUGGCUACAUUAUAGCCUGUGUUACUAACAAGGAUAAAUCAAACUAACAUUUAAAAUUAAGGUAGUCGUUUAGGGUAGCCCACUUAAAGAAUUCAUUCUCUUAAUUAUCAUUCUCUCUAUUUUUUUAUCAUAUUUUGUUAAUAUCAGUUUUAUUUUAAUAAUAUGUUGAUAGGAUGAAAAAUAAUUGAGUUUUUUUGACUUUCUAAUAGUAGUAAAAUAUUUUAUGAGGAUUAAAGGAAGACUAUUUUUUUUAUAGAAAAUAAAAUUGUUCUUUCAUUGAACAACCAAAAAGUAUUCAGAAUGUUUUAAGGUCUAUUUAACAACUCUAGUAGUGAUAAGUAUCCACUUUAAUGCUGAUCGUUUUAUAUACAUAAAACAUUGUCUGGGUCCGACUAAAUUUAUGGCGCUUAAAUGAUUGUGUAACAAAAUUUCAAAUGAAUAAAUUGUUGCCUACUUUCAUAAUUUAUGAGAAGGUAUUAAGCGGGUAUCUUUCUACCUAUGAGAAAUUGAAAUGUUUCAACCAAAAUGUUUAAGUGCCGCAAUAUUUAGUUGAAGAUAAGUCUGUUUAGAAUACAUACACAGUUAACGAUGAGCUAUAAUUACAUUAUUGCACUUAUCCAAGUUGUUAAAAAUAACUUUAGCUACCCUAUAAGAAAAAAAAUUUUGUUUCAGAAUUUUUUUCUUCAUGGUGCCAGUUUUUUUCAAUAUUAUUACUGUCAAAUUGGGUCAUUUGAGAUAAUUUUAAACUUUACGCGUGUAUUAAAAAGAAACCGUUCAAGCUAGAUCAUCCAAAUCAACGCCCUAUUUUGGGUCUGUUACUAUAAUAUGAUACCUUCUACAUCAAAAAAACAGAAAUGAAACACUUAAAUAUAUAUAAUUUCUUUUCUCAAGUUACCUCCACAGGAGCGGUGACUUGACAGCCUAAAUUGUGUUUUGAAAAAAUAGUGUUUUUUUAAGAAAAACUGAGUUUUUAAUACUACUAUUUUAUUAUGUAACAAAAGUACAAAAGUUUUGAAAAAGAUAAACAAAAAACAUUUUUCGGUAACCUAUCUAUAGAUAUAUAUAAAAACUAAAACUAUAUAAAAACUAAAUAAUAGAUACAGGAACUAACUUUGACAAUAUUUGUAUUGCCUCGACAACUGUAAUGUCUUCAAUCCAAGGAAAAAUAAAUAUUUUUUUUGUAUUUUGCUAACUGGAUCAUAAAGCUGCACGUGAAUAAAGAAUUUGGCUUUGUUGCAGUUAUUUUUCCUAUAAACUUCUUUAAAAUGUUUAGUUUGUGUGGAACUUGGUAUGAAAAUUCCACCAAAACAAAGUCUCCAGUUUUUAGUUCUGCUGGAUUUACAUCAUCCCUGUCAGAAGAAUCUUUUAAAAGUCUUUUUUUUUCUCUUUGUUGAUGGUGCGGUGUUUACAUUCUGACUUAGAUUGUGUAAUUCUUCUUCAAUAUUUUCUUGGAUUGUAUCGCUAAUAUUUUCAUUGCUUUUUCUUAGAAAUAUUUUGAAAGCAUUGUCAAUUAUAUUAUUCCGAGUUUUUAGCUUCGAGGUAGGGUUGCAAUUUUGUCAGCACUUUUUGUCUGUUUAUUGGGUAAAUUCAAGAGCUUCCAAUUCAAAAGCGUAUCUCUCCAAACUCCUUUUAAAACCAUAAUAUAAGCCACAUCCAAUGGUUGACAUAUGUGUGUACUAUUUGGAGGUAGUAAGAUAAUUCUUAUCUUAUAAUCUUUGCAUAAUUCUAUACUAGAACUGUCAAGAUAUCUCUUAAUUAAGUAUCUCAUAUCUACUGAAGUUAGGGAAUACCCUCAUUCAACAUAUAACGAUUUUGCACCCUCCGGUUUAUAGUGUCCUUUGGUAUUACAUAUUUUUCUUGUAGUUUUCUUAAUGAAACAUAUUUUUCCCUUUCUUCCAUGGCUUUGUCGAAAUUUCCAAUAUCAUAUCUUCUGUAAUUGGCCCCAAUUUUACGUCUAUAGCGUCCCAUUUUCAGCACCUGGAAAAUAUCUUUUUUUAUACUGAGAGUACCUUAGGGUGACUUAAAACAUAUGUCUCAUAUCACCAUCUUAUACGACGUAUUUGGAUUGUUUUGUGAAUAAAAAUACGUCUAUUUCUUUAACAGAAAUGCCUCAAUGUGAGCCAGAUAUAGAAACAGUAAAUAAAUGUAAAAGAAUUGCGAUAUUGAACUUGGGUUACACUAAAUAAACAAAAUUUUACAUCAUAAUGUUGAAUAGAGCAAAUAUUACGUUGUUUAAAUAUCCACAAAAAAGUAGGCACCUUCUCUAAACGAGGUAUGAACCACUACUAAAUUUGAGCAAAUACCUAUUAGGGCGGCGUUGUGGAAUUAUCACAAAAUACGUAAAGUUUUGUGGCAAGUCACCAAGCAGUCUCAAGUGACCCGAUCUGACGGUAUAUAAUAUGUAAUAAUUAAAAAAAGUUGUUUGUUCUAAUUUUCAAAACUGAUUUUAUACACUAAAGAAUUUAAAUUAUUUGUUAGUCUACUCCUUAGAUGGUUAUUGUUUAGUUGUAUACAUCAACCACUCUUGUGUGAUCGCGAGGUAAUUUGGCAAUGUCCCGGUUUUUGUCAUAUUUGUAGAUUUUUUAAUGAUGUUUAUAAAGAUUUUUACUGAAUCCUAAUAUCGAUUGUUAAGAAAGGGAAAGUACGACUCUGUUAAGGAACGAAUAGUUAUCAGUCUGUACAUUUUUGAUUUUACAAAUUGCCGUUUAAAUUUUAUUAUAUUCAUCUAAAUACUGAAAAUUAACUUAUGUGAAUUGAAAGCCAAUUGAUCAAUUUAGACUUUGAUAGUAAAAUAACAUUGAAUUUUCUAUUAUUUUAGUCGAUUUUGGUACUUAUACAGUCCAAAGUAAAAAAAUAAAAAGUUAAAAUACAGGUGGUGCAUAAAAUGAUGAGUUCGUUGAUAGUCAAAGCACCCUUUUUUGAUGGAGAAAUUGAAAUAAUUAGCCGAAGGGGUGUAUACCAGUAUUAUUGCUAUACAACGAACACAACAAUUUGAUAUAUUUUAUUGACAUCUGCAAAGUUGUGAUCAAAUGUUUUACUUCCGUAAGUUGCGGGAUACAUCUGAUCAUCAGUUAAAAGAAGAUAAUUGAUAUUACUCUAUUCAACUUGUUUGCCAGACAUUGAUUAACAAUUCAAUCACUCUGCAUUUUUUUUGCCAAACAUGUUGGGCUAGUGAAUCGAUUUUGGAAUUGAUUUUAUGAUAAUAAGCUUUCACAUAUUUGAUUUACAGUUUUAGAUCAUAUAAAACUAUAUCUCCAUAAUUAUGAAAAUAUAUUUAUAUGUAUGUAUACGUACAACAUUUGUGUCAUCUAUUCACAAAUUCAGAUAUUUAUGCGAAUUUUCUUUGGAUUAUGUUAUAUGAAAUGAUUGAUAUGUAGAUUGAUAUUAGGGUAUUGAAACAUUCCAGUGACAACAUACUAAAUUUUUAAUUUUAGUAUUCCCGUAUUUGAAUCUCAUGCCUUACGUAGUUGGGAAAUUGAAUGUACUCUACAUAAAAUUAGUAGAUAUAUCUAUAGUCCUACAUUAGGACUUUUAUAUACAAAAAAUGUUCUGUAUGUUCUCUCUGUAAUGUUUUUUCAUGUGUAAUCUCAAUGUUGUGGAAGGAUAUUUUCUAAUAUUCAGUUGUUUCCUUUCCUGCUAUUUUCCAUGCUCUACUUUAAAGAAGUUUAGAUGUUUGAUAAGAUAAACUCAGUCAUGAACACGCAUUUGCCCUACUAUAUACUUUUAUAUUCCUCCAUGUACUAUUUUAGAAGCUGCAAUUACAAAAAGAUUAUAUCAAUCCUCAAAUAUAAAAAAUGGAAAAAUAAA
Diorhabda sublineata is the source of this 20871-nucleotide messenger RNA. Its product is annotated as neurocalcin homolog. The transcript is spliced from 4 exons. The record is from RefSeq and is a predicted model, not a curated record. Gene Ontology annotation, molecular function: calcium ion binding. The coding region runs from base 16230 to 16802 and encodes 190 amino acids. Lineage: Eukaryota; Metazoa; Arthropoda; Insecta; Coleoptera; Chrysomelidae.